Lithohypha guttulata is the source of this 966-nucleotide messenger RNA. RefSeq lists its product as uncharacterized. The transcript has 2 exons. NCBI's taxonomy places the organism in Eukaryota, Fungi, Ascomycota, Eurotiomycetes, Chaetothyriales, Trichomeriaceae. The coding region runs from base 1 to 966 and encodes 321 amino acids. The record is from RefSeq and is a predicted model, not a curated record.
AUGCAAGUACCACCAACCUUGAGAAGAAACUUGUUCAGUUCACAUCUGUCACGACGUCCCGCUGGUACAAUCCCAAAUGCAUCCACAGACCGAAUGCCUGAUCCGUUCCAGGCGAUGGGCUCAACGAGUCAUAAUGUUCCAGCGGAAUUCUAUCAGCUGCCAGACCAACAACGGCCUCUGAGCAAUGUUUAUGCGCCUCGAUUACCGCCAACGAGAUCGCUAUCGCCUACCAAGUCACAACUAUAUUCCAACACGAACGCCUCAAUCAUAACGCUAGAUCCUACAACGGGUCGACCACAGCUGCCAGCAAUACCAAAAUUGCCCUCACGACUGCCUGAAGGUGACGAAGAGGAGGAGGGUGAAGACGAAGAGGAUACAGACGACGAAGAUGACCCAGAUGAACACGCUGUUGGCUGGCGAAGGAUGAAGUCUCUCGAACGAGCAAAUGCAAGUCAACACGAUCUAGACCUGCAUUCGUCCUCACUAAUUGGUGGCCUGUCUUCUCGUCAAACCCGACUACAUGAGUUAAUAGAUACAUCUGCCGACGGCAAUGACUACAGAGAUUAUGAAAAGAUUGAAAGCAUACUCAGCGAAAUGCAAUCCCAGCAGAGAGCUAAGGCUCGAACAGCUGUACUGCCUGAUUCAUCAUCGUCGCUGUCGCUAGAGACGCCCCCUGAAAAUGGAGUUUCGGCUAGAACACGUGGUAAGGCACGAAUCACCACGAAAGGUCAGGCUGAGCAGAGGCACAACAAAGCAGGAAGUCUACCCAGGAUGGGUGGGGUAGGAGCAACGUUGAAUUCAGCCGACAAGGAUGAGCUGCUGGGCUUGAUAAUGACAAGCUUGAGCAAGCGAGUUCAAGAGGCUGAUGAAGAAGCCUGGAUGUUCGGUGAUGAACGCACGGCCGCUAAUGGCGUGUCUGUGUCAGGCUCUUUCAAUGUUGCUAUGAGAGAUGAGCUUGAGUAUUGA